Trichechus manatus latirostris (Florida manatee) is the source of this 4308-nucleotide messenger RNA. RefSeq names its product LIM domain 7 (gene LMO7). Gene Ontology annotation, molecular function: protein binding. The transcript is spliced from 24 exons. Bases 8 to 4168 code for a protein of 1386 amino acids. Gene Ontology annotation, biological process: regulation of cell adhesion; regulation of signaling. The record is from RefSeq and is a predicted model, not a curated record. NCBI's taxonomy places the organism in Eukaryota, Metazoa, Chordata, Mammalia, Sirenia, Trichechidae.
GUUCAAAAUGCAGGAUUAUAACAAAGAUGAUAUGUCAUACCGAAGGAUUUCGGCUGUUGAACCGAAGUCUGCUUUACCAUUCAAUCGUUUUUUACCCCACAAAAGUAGACAGCCAUCCUACAUGCCAGCGCCCUUGAGGAAGAAAAGGCCGGACAGAAAUGAGGAUAACAGAAGAAGUUGGGCAAGCCCGGUCUAUACAGAUGCAGAUGGAACAUUUUCAAGUAACCAGAGGAGGACUUGGGGCACAAAUGUGGAGAACUGGUCAACAGUACAAGAAACUUCAAAUUCCUCUUGUUAUUUGGAAGAGGAAGAAGAAAAGACAACAAGCAUACCCAACAUUGUUAAGGAUGAUCUUUAUGUGCGAAGGCUAAGUCCUGUCAUGCCAAACCCAGUGAAUACUUUCAAUCGGUUUCUUCCCAAAUGUUCUACCCUAGAAGAUGUGAACUGGAAAAGAAUAAAAAGGGAAACUUAUAAACCAUGGUAUAAGGAAUUUCAGGGAUUCAGUCAGUUUUUAUUACUUCAGGCCCUUCAGACAUACUCUGAUGACGUCUUAUCUUCUGAAACAAAUAUCAGAAUUGAUCCUACUUCUGGUCCAAGACUCAUAACACGCAGAAAGAAUCUCUCUCAUGCACCAGGAUAUAGAAGAGACAACCUAGACAUGUCAGCCCUGGAUCCUGACUUAGAGAAUGAUGAUUUCUUUGUUAGGAAGACUGGGGCUUUCCAUGCAAAUCCAUGUGUUCUCCAGGCUUUUGAAGAUUUUAGAAGGUUUUCUGAGCAAGAUGAUCCUGUAGAGCGGGAUAUAAUUUUGCAGUGCAGAGAAGGUGAACCUCUACUUCCAGAUUUAGAAAAAGAUGAUAUGAUUGUUCGCCGAAUUCCAGCGCAGAAGAAAAAGGUGCCUCUGUCGGGGGCUCCUGACAGAUACCAGCCAGUACCUUUUCCUGAGCCUUGGACUCUUCCUCCGGAAAUUCAAGCAAAAUUUCUCUGUGUACUUGAAAGGACAUGCCCAUCCAAAGAAAAAAGUAAUAGUUGUAGAGUAUUAGUACCUGCUUAUCGGCAAAAGAAAGAUGACAUGUUGACCCGAAAGAUCCAGUCUUGGAAACUGGGAACUGCUGUGCCUCCAGUCAGCUUCAUGCCUGGUCCUUGCAGUGAGGCCGACUUGCAGAAGUGGGAGGCCAUCCGGGAGGCUAGCAGAGUUAGGCACAAGAAACGGCUGAUGGUUGAGAGACUUUUUCAAAAGAUUUAUGGUGAGAAUGGGAGUAAGUCUAUGAGUGAUGUCCGCUCAGAGGAUGAUCAAAACUUGCGUAAGAUGCGUUACGAGGAGAUGCAGAAAAUAAAAUCACGAUUAAAUGAACAAGAUCAGAAAUGGCAAGACGACCUUGCAAAAUGGAAAGAUCGUCGAAAAAGCUACACUUUGGAUCUGCAGAAGAAAAAGGAAGAGAGGGAAGAAAUUGAAAAGCAUGCACUUGAGAAGUCCGAGAGAAGCUCUAAGACGUUUAAGGAAAUGCUGCAGGACAGGGAGUCCCAAAAUCAAAUGUCUACCAGUGAUCAGCAGAGAAGAAUGACACCCAGGAGGAGAAUAUAUUCUGAUGAUGAUGUAUUGAAUGAAGAAGAGCUGUCCCCUACAUUGACUAUGUCAGAAGCAAGUUCCCAGAGUGAGAGAGUGGAAGAAAAGCGAACAACUUAUCCUACAGAGGUUUCUAAAGAAGGUUCUACAACUUUUGCAAAAAGAGAGGACUAUGUAACAGCUGAAAUUCAGUUUCCUUCCAAAAGCCUUGCAGAAGAGCAACGCCCAGUCUCUUUGUCUUCUCAGCAUUCACGGAGUACACCAGUGGAGUCCACUCGGGUUUCAGCUUCUCUCCCUAGAAGUUACCAGAAAACUGAUACAGCUAGGUUAACAUCUGUGGUCACACCGAGACCUUUUGGCUCUCAGUCAAGGGGAAUCUCAUCACUCCCCAGAUCCUAUACGAUGGAUGAUGCUUGGAAGUACAGUGGAGAAGUAGAAGGCAUUAAGAGAACUCAGAACACCUCUGUUGAGAAACCAGGCGCAAGCGAGCUUCCUUCCAGCUUGAGUGAGAAAGAGGCAGCAGCGAGAAAAGGGGUGAGACUGCCCUCUCCUACACCCCUCUUCUCAUCUCUCUCUGAGGACCAGACUGACAUGUCUAAAGCUGAAUUGUCUUCAACAUCUGGCCUGGAUUUAAUGUCUGAAUCUGGAGAAGGGAAAAGCUCAUCACAAACAGAGGUCUCGGGAUCACAGGAUCAGUUCAGUGAUAUGAGAAUCAGCAUAAACCAGACGCCUCGGAACAGUGUUGACUUUGGGUUUACAGUAAAAUGGGAUCUUUCUGGGAUCUUCGUAGCAUCAGUUGAAGCAGGUAGCCCAGCAGAAUUUUCUCAGCUACAGGUAGAUGAUGAAAUUAUUGCUAUUAACAACAUCAAGUUUUCAUAUAAGGACACAAAAGAGUGGGAGGAAGCCAUGGCUAAUGCUCAAGAAACUGGACACCUGGUAAUGGAUGUCAGACGCUAUGGAAAGUCUGGUUCACCUGAAACGAAGUGGAUUGACACUACUUCUGGAAUUUACAACUCAGACAAAUCUUCAAAUCUAUCACUAACAACUGAUUUCUCCGAAAGCCUUCAGAAUUCUAAUACUGAAUCCAAAGAAAUCAAUGGAAUUCGUGAUGAAAGCAGUACUUUUGAAUCAAAAGCAUCUGAACCUAUUUCUUUGAAAAAUUUAAAAAGGCGAUCACAAUUUUUUGAACAAGGAAGUACCGAUUCUGUGGUUCCUGAUCUUCCAGUUCCAACUAUCAGUGCCCCGAGUCGCUGGGCGUGGGAUCAAGAGGAGGAGCGAAAGCGGCAGGAGAGGUGGCAGAAAGAGCAGGACCGUCUACUGCAGGAAAAAUAUCAACGUGAACAGGAGAAACUGAGAGAAGAGUGGCAAAGGGCUAAGCAAGAGGCUGAGAGAGAGAAUUCCAAGUACUUGAAUGAGGAACUGAUGGUCCUAAACUCAAACAGCAUUUCUCUAACCACACGAGAGCCUACCAUUGCCACCUGGGAAGCCACCUGGAGCGAAGGGUUCAAGUCUUCUGACAGGGAAGGAACCAGAGCAGGGAAGGAGGAGAGGAGACAGCAGCAAGAGGAAGGUGUUAAUGAGGACCAAAGGAGGAAGCUGCAGGAACAACUCAUUCUUGAGAAUGAGAGGAAACUGAAGGAGCAACAAUAUCAGGAAGAGCAAGACCAGAAGAGGCGUCAGGCUGAGAUUGAGGAGCAGAAACGACGUGCAGAAGAACAGAAGCACCAAGCAGAAAGAGAAAGGGAGACUUCAGUGAAAAUAUACCAGUAUAGAAGGCCUAUUGAUUCCUAUGAUAUACCAAAGCAAGGAGAAGGAUCUUCAGGUUUGCUUCCAAGUGACAGGAAUAAAUCCAGAUCCACUACCGAACUGGAUGAUUACUCCACAAAUAAAAAUGGAAGCAGUAAAUAUUUGGACCAAAUUGGGAGCACCAGCACUUUACAGAAGAGCUCCAAGAAGGAACAAGUCCCAUCAGGAGCGGAGUUGGAGAGACAGCAGAUCCUUCAAGAAAUGCGGAAGAGAACAUCCCUUCACGAUGACAACAGCUGGAUCCGACAGCGCAGCUCCAGCAUAAAUAAAGAGCCUAUUAGUCUGCCUGGAAUGAUGAGAAGAGGUGAAUCUCUAGAUAACCUGGAUUCACCAAGAUCCAAUUCUUGGAGACAGUCUCCUUGGCUCAAUCAGCCUACAGGAUUCCAUACAUCUUCCUCUGUUCAAGACUUCAGUCGCCCACCACCUCAGCUGGUGUCCACGUCAAACCGUGCCUACAUGCGAAACCCAGCCUCCAGUUUACCCCCUCCUUCAGCUGGUUCCAUGAAGACUGUGACCACAGGUGUAUCCACCACCCCUUCCCCCACACCACGCAGCCAUUCCCCUUCAACCUCACAGUCGGGGUCCCAGCUACGCAACAACAGUGCAUGGCCUGUGAAAGUGACCUUGGCGGCUCUUCCUCAGGAGCCGAAGUCAGAAUCCGAAACAACCAACUGUACUGCAACGACUGCUAUCUCAGAUUCAAAUCUGGACAGCCAACCGCCAUGUGAUGCAAACCUCCAUACGAAAACACUGUUGCAGAUAGAAGAAGAGGUGGUUGCUGCUGAUGUAGAUCUAUAAAUAUAUGUUGAAUGUCUUUUUGCUCUCGUUUUUAAAAACAAUAAUCCCCCUUUUUUUGCCUCUUUAGAUUCCAUAGAAGCAUUGUAUUCCUGAUACGACCUAUAUUUUUGUUGUUGUUUAUUUAUAAGAAGGUAAUUAUG